Messenger RNA from Linum tenue, 2178 nucleotides. Lineage: Eukaryota; Viridiplantae; Streptophyta; Magnoliopsida; Malpighiales; Linaceae. The record is from the annotation of a GenBank genome assembly.
CGCCUCACAACCUCAUCACCCUCAUCUCUCGCCUCUCUCUCUCUAUCUCUCUCGCCUCUAUUCAAACGGAGACCGAAAAAAAAGCCUAAUCAAAGCGCCGCCGCUCAAUCCUUCUCCCUCGUUUUGCUUCUCCGAACCAGAAACCCUCUGGUGUCUCAUCCCACAAUCGCCGCCAUUCCUCACCUCCCUCUUUCUCCUGCCUUCUAUCUAGAAAUCGCGACCGAAAGAAAAGGAGGAAGACCCGACCUUGGUCUCUCCAUCUCUUCUCGGCCCUUCUCUUUCCAAAAAGAAAACAAACCGCCUCCUCCCCUCUGUGAACAAAAUUUGCCUCUCUCUCUCUCUCUCUCGGGUAAUAACGAGAGCGAAGGCGAAUGGAAAGGCGGCGACGGGAAGACUAGCGUAGCCUCGACGGCGACGACUGAUUGAGGGGUUUUCGAGUCUCUGUUUUCGGUGGGGAGGAAGAGAGGCGACACGAGGCGGUGACUACGGGCUUCGAAACCAGCAAGGGCGGCCUCAGGACAGACAGACAAACGGCGUUUAGAUCUGGGAAUAGUAGUCGACGGAGACGGUAGCAGAGGCUAAAGAUUUGGGCUUGGGGAAGUACGGUUUUAGCUUGUUGUGUGGUGAGCCUUGAGUGGCCCUUUGAAGAGGUGGCUGAUACCGACUUGCAGGAGGAAGCAAGCUUUUUUCUUGACCUUUGGAAUAGGAUAUGGAUUAGGAAAAUGGUACUAUUUAGAGUGAAGCCAUGUCAGAAUUGUUGAAUCAAUUCGAAUACAUUCUCGAUUAUGAUCCCCUCAUCAACGAAGUAGGGUUCAUUCACCCUUCGCAAUUUGCGACAUUGGAGAAAGAUUCUGAAUCUGGUAGCUCACGAUUGAAAGCCUCGGAUGCGCUGGAUGGUGGAGAUGGGAGCUUCUGGAUUCGUGAUCACAAGCUGGGCAUUUCUUCGGAGGUUGUUCUCCGAUUGUACAAGGCUGCCAGAGAACAAUUCAUGAAUGCAAUUGCAGAAUACAAGAAACUCGGCGACCUAUCUCUUCCUUCUGCUGAAGCUCUAGGAAUUGUUGUUAUGAAAUGCAGCAAAACACUUUUGUUGUUAAACUCUGAUUUCGGGACUGCUUGGAAUUCCAGAAAGUUAAUCUUAUCAAAUAAGACACAAGCGUCGAUGUUCACAGACGAGCUCCGCUUAUCUACCCUUGUCCUUUCGUAUUCAACCAAGAGCGAGCAAGCAUGGAGCCAUAGGAGGUGGGUGAUCAAGAAUAUGGCCAGAAAUCUUACAACUUUGCAAGAGAUUUUGAGUGGAGAAUCUGACCUGGUGGAGAAGAUAGCAGAGAGAUCAAAGAUGAACUAUCGUGCAUGGAAUCAUCGCUGCUGGUUGGUUUCUUACAUGGAUAGAGAACAGAUGAUACAGGAACUGAAGCAAUCCAAAACGUGGGCUGGGUUACAUGUUGCUGAUCAUUCUUGCUUUCAUUAUCGCAUGCGACUAAUCAUUAGAAUUUUAGAGGAUUGCUGCCGUAAGCAAGAAGAGGGGUCUUGUGAUUCUUGUGUUGAAGUUUAUCUGAUCUGGCAGGAGGAGCUUGACUGGAAUGAAGAAUUAAUAAAGCGUUAUUUAGGAAGGGAGGCUCUAUGGCUCUACCGUCGCUUUCUCUCCUUAUUAUGGAUAAGGCAUUUCACAAGCGAUGUCAAUGACGUGUUUUCCCCACAAAAAAGCCAAUCUAGCAUCCAAGUGAACGUCAAUGCGUUUUUAGAUAAGGAGUUGCUCCUCGUCAAUUCAUGCUCGGAAGGAAGUGAUGAUGAGUUUGAAGAUUUUGAAGAACAAGCAAUUUGUUCAGCAUCUUACAUGUUAUGGUUGACAAAGCAAAUCCCUGAAACCCAGAAGUUAGAACUGAGGGAGAAGAUAGAGAAUGAGCGCUUGGACGCCAUGUUGAAGUUGGUGUCCCUGAGAGGUCCUCCAUUUGGGGCUAUCUAAGAUUAGUAAGUCUAUUUGGCUGCCAUGUACACUGGAAGUGGAUGGUAUUAAUUUGUUGGACGAAUUGUCAUUGAAUUGAACCGUGUAAAGGUAACAAACUACAGUAACAAAUAACUGAAUAGUUGUCCACUUAAAAAUGAUCAUGAUUUCGCUCGUCUUUGUUUUGUCAAAAGACUCAAAACAUGAAUGGGCGGCGUUGCAGUUACAGCUGGAAG